This is a messenger RNA of Schistosoma turkestanicum, 629 nucleotides long. NCBI's taxonomy places the organism in Eukaryota, Metazoa, Platyhelminthes, Trematoda, Strigeidida, Schistosomatidae. The record is from the annotation of a GenBank genome assembly.
AAACUACACAAUCAUCUCAAUUUGGCAAAGUCAAUUUACUCAAUCCAAUGGAUAAUUGUAGUAUUAAUAGUAGUAAUAGUGGUAUUAAUAAUAAUCAUAAUCAUAUUUCUAAUGGUACAACAUCACGUUCACGUAUCCUCACCUCGAAUAAAUUAACUUCUGAUCAAAUUAGUUUACCACAAAAUGAUUUUCGUCAUAUUGGUCAUGUUGGUUCAGAUGGUCGAACAUUUGGUGAUUUAGGCAUCGUCGGUAAAAUGAUCAAUUCGAAUGAUAAUCUCUCUGAUUCACAAUCAUUACAUAAUUUCAAUGGAAUUGAAGGAGAAAACCACAAAUACAAUAAUAAAUCGAAUACUUUACAAAUUAAUCCUUCAAAUAUUAAAAUGUAUCAAGAAAAAACACGUACAACAACAACAACAACAACAACCAAAAAACCCGUGGUUGAUUCAUUCAUCAGUCGGAAAUUUACCUCUUCAAAUAAAAAUGAUCAAAUAUCCAAUAAAUCUUUAACUACUAAUAAUAAUCACAAACAAUCUAUUACUGUCAACAUCAAUAAUAAUGAUACAGAUGUCGAUACAGAUACUGAUUUAUUAUUUGAUGAUUUGAAAUUUAAUGUAUUGUCUGAAUCAAAU